CCUCAGAUUAGAUUCUAUGUUCUCUCCAAUUUCACUACUCGUUGUCACUAUCCGGCAUCAUCAUGUCGGUAUCAUGUAGGGAAUUAAUCUCUCAAGCAUUUCCUGAUAUAGAUCAGGAGAUAUCCGAUUACGUCAACAGUGUUCUGGACGAUGGAGGGGAUGAUUUUGAGACUUCUGAUGAUCUGUAUGAAGCGAUUGGGAUCAUGCUUCAGCAAGCUGACGAAAGCAAAUCUGAAGAAGACAUGAAACAGAUAUGUGACCGCUUGCAUUGUCUCCUCCACAGCAAUCAGCCAGAGACUGCGAUUAAUGGGAACAACAAGAUCCUCGAUGCUCCGGUACAACUGUCCGCACUAGCCGAUGGCAGGGAGAGUGAGUCAACCAAUGAUCACAGCAUAUGGAUGGUGAAAAGAGACAAUUCUUCGAUCGUUGAUCAGAAAAAGCUUGAGAAGGCUGACAAGAAAAUUCAAAAGAAACUUGGCAAGCGGGAACAGACCACCAUAAAGAAGGUUGAAAGCGUGCCUGAGAUGGCUUCAGCAAGUCAACAGAUCAGCAAAAGAGACGUGAAGAUGGAUGCUUCUGGGAGUAACAAGUCCUACGACAUCAAGCUGGAGAAUAUUGAUAUAUCCUACGGUGAUAAAGUUUUGCUACAAGGUGCGGAUCUGCACUUGGUGUGGGGUCGUCGCUAUGGCUUUACUGGUCGAAAUGGUCUUGGAAAGACCACAUUAUUGAAAAUGAUAUCAAGUGGAGAACUGAGGAUCCCAUCUCAUAUAUCAGUUCUGCAUGUAGAACAGGAGGUGGAGGGGGAUGAGACCCCAGCCAUUCAGAGUGUACUGCAGUGUGAUGAGAAGAGAGAGAAACUAUUGCAGGAGGAGAAAGACCUUAAUGCUCAGCUGUCCUCCUCCAGUGCUGGACAAGACAACAGUCUGUCCUCUCGGCUUCAUGAAGUCUACAAAGAGCUGGAGGCUAUGGAGGCUGACAAAGCUCCCGCUAAGGCUGCCAUGAUACUCAAUGGUUUGGGUUACACCUCGACAGAUCAGCUGAGACCCACGAAAGAGUUUUCUGGAGGCUGGAGGAUGAGACUUGCUCUCGCCAGGGCUUUGUUCACAAGACCAGACUUGUUGUUACUUGAUGAACCUACGAACAUGUUGGACAUGAAAGCUAUCAUAUGGCUUGAAAAUUACUUACAGAAUUGGCCAACCACUAUUUUUGUAGUGUCCCAUGACCGCCUGUUCUUGGAUGCAGUUUCAACAGAUAUAAUUCACCUGCACUCUUAUCAACUAGACUCUUACCGAGGUAACUAUGAAGUCUUCCACAAGACGAGAGAAGAAAGACUGAAGAACCAGAGGAAGGAGUAUGAAGCACAGAAGCAGUACAGAGACCACAUACAGGUGUUUAUUGACCGAUUUAGGUACAAUGCAAACAGAGCUGCUCAAGUCCAAAGUAAACUGAAACUGUUGGAGAAGUUACCUGAGCUGAAACCAGUGGAAAAGGAGACUGAAGUGGUAAUAAAGUUCCAAGACUGCGACAAACUCUCUCCUCCUAUCCUCCAGCUGGAUGACAUGACUUUCUACUACAGCAAGGAAAAAAUUCUCUUCAACAAAGUUUGCGUGAAUGCCAACAUGGACUCAAGGAUAUGUAUAGUGGGAGACAAUGGAGCAGGAAAGACAACCUUGCUGAAGCUACUUCUGGCUGAGCUGGAGCCAUGCAGCGGUCACCGCCAUGCCCACAGGAACCUACGCAUUGGAUACUUUAGUCAGCACCAUGUGGACCAGCUGGACAUGGGGGUGCACUCUGUGCAGCUGUUAGCCAACAGGUUCCCAGGUCAAGGACAGGAAGUCUACCGCAAUCAGCUAGGCUCAUUUGGAGUGUCUGGUGACCUUGCACUCCGACCAGUCUCAAGUCUCAGUGGGGGGCAAAAGAGCCGAGUGGCGUUUGCUGUUAUGAGUAUGACCAACCCAAACUUUUUCAUCCUUGAUGAGCCGACGAAUCAUUUGGACAUGGAGACUAUUGAGGCCUUAGGGGAAGCUCUGAACAAGUUCAAGGGUGGUGUGAUCCUAGUCUCCCACGACGAAAGACUGAUUCGUAAAAUCUGCAAGGAGCUGUGGGUGGUGAGUAAAGGCGUGGUGACCUCUCUUGACGGUGGAAUCGAUGAGUACAAGCAGCUGGUGGAGAAGGAGCUGGAGUCCCAUUGAUGACAAACUGGCUUUUAAAUAUAUACAAAACUGUCCUCAUGUUAGUUUUCAGGGUGUUCACAGCUUUUCCUCCUUCUUGAAUAAGAAAUCAUUUUUGUCUUGAAGGUGCAAUUCAUUGUUAUUAUGUUGUAAAAGAUUGUGACUGCCAUUUUAGCAUUUAUUGGUAAGCGCAUUAAUAUAAUUCAGUUCUUUUUUAAAAUUUAGCGAUAUGAUGCUGCAUGCUUCACAGAAAUGGUGCCAAGGGGUCAGAGGUCAUUAGAUUUUUCUGUGGAAUUACUGAAAUUUCAUUUUAUACAGAUGCAAGGUGAGCCAAAAGUUCCCACGAAAACAGGAAUUCCUGUAUGAUCUUUCUAACUAUAUUUCUGAUAACCCAAUUACUGGGUGUAGAGUCUUUUUUUAGUGUAAGGGGUUUAUUGAAGAAAAUGGUUAAUGUUUUGAAAUGGAGAUUGUACAUGAUUGAGACAUAUAUAUUUGUGUGAAACUAUAUUUUAUGUUUUCAAGUGCAUAAAAAAGUUAAUAAAGUCAAGCAAAAUGUUCUUCAGAGACAUUGUAGUAGGCCCACUGGAACAUUUGAUAAAAUGCGUAAAGAUGACCACAAAAUAACAAAAUCAUCUUAUGAUCUUCACUUGCACUUGCAAUUUUUUUUACCAAUUAUAGUCUGCCUCAUUAUUUUUUCCCACAUUUUUCUUCCAUUUCAAAAUUCAUGACAACUGUACUGUUUUCAUUGUCAAUUAUUAUCAAUUAGAAAUUUUCAUUAUUGAUUAACA
Molecule: messenger RNA, 2959 nt
Organism: Aplysia californica (California sea hare)
Lineage: Eukaryota; Metazoa; Mollusca; Gastropoda; Aplysiida; Aplysiidae
Product: ATP-binding cassette sub-family F member 3
Exons: 19
Coding region: 63-2192 (709 amino acids)
Molecular function (GO): ATP binding; ATP hydrolysis activity
Source: RefSeq, a predicted model, not a curated record